AUGUCGCCAGAUUCUGUUCCAUCGGCAAUGCCUCCAAACAAAGAGUGUGUAGAAGAAGAAGCGGUAUGGAGUGGAUACCAUGAAGACGAACAAGAGGUAUGGAGUAGUCCUUCAAACAAAAAUUGUGGUGAAAUAGAUACUAGCGGAGUUGGGAAGGAGGCAACAGAAAAUUGUGAGGAUAAAGUUGAAGAAUCGAAAGAGGGAAUGACCUUUGACACAUCGGAGGAAGCUUAUUCAUAUUACUCAAGAUAUGCUGAAGGAAAAGGAUUUGCUGUGGCAAAAAGAACAUCAAGAAAGGGAAAAGAUGGAAAGUUGAAGGAUUUAACUAUAGCAUGCAGUCGUGCUGGAAAGACAAGGGUGACAACAAGCAACCCGGCCAAACCACGGCCACAAUCAAAAAUUAAUUGUCAAGCUCAUGUUACCGUUGUGUUGCACCCGAAUGGAAAGUGGAGGUUAAACCGGAUUGCUUUAGUUCACAAUCAUGACCAGAGCUUGGGAAAGGCAAGGUAUUUGAGGAGCAAUAGGAUUGAGGCUGGGGGACCUGGUAAGCUUCCAUAUAUCCAGAAAGAUUGCCGAAAUCAUGUGGAUAAAGUGCGCCGUUCAUUACUUGUGGAAGGAGAUGCUCAGGUGAUGCACAAUUAUUUCAUGAAGAUGAAAGCCGACAAUUCUGACUUCUUUUUUGUAAUGGAUUUGGAUGAUGAGGGUGUGAAUCAUCAUGGCCAGUCUGUUUUAUUGGGAUGCGGGCUCAUCUCUCAUGAAGACACGGAGUCAUUUUCGUGGUUAUUUCAGACUUGGAAGACAUGCAUGUGGGGUUGUGCUCCGAAAGCAAUUAUUACCGACCAAUGUAUGGCAAUGAAGAAUGCUAUAGAAGAUAUAUUUCCUAACACUCGAUAUCGGUGGUGCAUAUGGCAUAUUAUGAAAAAGAUCCCGGAAAAGUUGAAUGGGUGCAACGCAUAUGAGAGUAUUAGUUGGUGUAUGCGUAGGGCAGUUUAUGCUUCACUUACCAUAAAACAAUUUGAGGAUGCUUGGGAUGUGUUCAUCAAGAAAUAUGAGCUUCAAAGUAACACAUGGUUAGAGGAGUUGUAUUUGGAGAGGAAACGGUGGGUGCCUGCUUAUUUGAACGAUGUGUUUUGA
Molecule: messenger RNA, 1134 nt
Organism: Rhododendron vialii
Lineage: Eukaryota; Viridiplantae; Streptophyta; Magnoliopsida; Ericales; Ericaceae
Product: protein FAR-RED IMPAIRED RESPONSE 1-like
Exons: 3
Coding region: 1-1134 (377 amino acids)
Biological process (GO): regulation of DNA-templated transcription
Source: RefSeq, a predicted model, not a curated record